CAUUCCCGUCUCCCUCUCUCUCUCUCUGUCUGAAACAGAGCAAGGAAGAAAAUGGUGCCGCCUUCUCCCUUCCCUCCCCGCCUUUCCUUCCGCCUCUACCACCUCCUCCUCUACCACUAAAACCCUUCGAAACAACUCCUUCCAUUUCAACCCUCUGAAUUCCCAAUUCCUUCAAGAAUCUAAUCGGCCUUUCUGCCCUGCUGCCGAUCGGACGAACUCGGGUCACUCUUAAAAGUUCCAAACUUUUUUCUUAUGGGAGCUGGUUUCUCCGACUUACUUGAUCGAAACGACGGGAGAACCACUCUCGGCGACUUGCCGGAGAGCUGCGUUGCCUCCAUUUUCAUGUACUUGGACCCGCCGGAGAUUUGCCGGCUGGCCAGGCUGAACAGGGCGUUCCGCGGCGCCUCGUCGGCCGACUUUGUGUGGGAGCCGAAGCUGCCCACCAACUACAACUUCCUGGUGGACAAAGUACUGGGAGAGAAAACGACGCCGGAGGAGAGCAGGCUGAGCUGCCGGAAGGAGAUUUACUCCAGGCUCUGCGCGCCCAAUUGCUUUGCCGAUGACGCCAACAAGAUGGUUUGGCUGGAGAAGAGCAGCGGGAAAGUCUGUGUGUCGGUUUCGUACAAGGCAAUGAGGAUAACCGGGAUCGAUGACCGGAGAUAUUGGACCCAUAUUCCCUCCGAUGAAUCCAGGUUCAAACAGAUAGCGUAUCUUCAGCAAACAUGGUGGUUAGAAGUGGUUGGCGAAUUGGACGACUUCCAUUUCCCCGUUGGCACCUACACCGUCUUCUUCAAGCUCCAGCUCGGCAAGCCACCCGCCGCCUCCAAACGGUUCGGCGCCGGCCGCCGCCACGUCAGCAACUCGGACCAGGUUCACGGGUGGGGCAAGAAACCGGUCAGGUUCCAGCUGUCGACAUCCAACGCCCGGCAAACCGCCUCGUCGUCAUCGUCGUCGGAGCGUUACUUGGUCGAGCAGGGCAACUGGGCCCACUACCGCGCCGGCGAGUUCACCGUCGACGACCCGAACUCUCCGACGAAGAUCAAGUUCUCGAUGAUGCAGAUUGAUUGUACGCACACGAAAGGCGGGUUGUGUUUGGAUUCCGUCCUUGUUUGUCCUAAGGAGUUUGGUGACGGCGGCGUGCUGAUGAAGCAACUCUGAGUUUAGGGAGGGGAAAAGAUAUAUGUGUGUGUAGAAUGUAGAUUACGUAAUAUUUGUAAAUAAUUACAGUGAGAUUAAUUAUAUUCAUUGUUGUUUGUUCGUGAGGCAGAGGUGUAUUAACAGAGCGAAAAAGAUGGAAGAGAAAAUUAGUGUAAUUUAUGCACGUGGGAGAAAAUGUAGUGUUUGUUUAAAUUGAAUAGAAUCCAUGGAAGAACGUUGGCAGAUCUUGUUCUCCUCCAUGUGCAAAGGAAAAGAAGCUGCCUUCUUCUGCUGGUUUCUGACUUCUUAAGGAUUCGGUUUCCAUGGAAGAAAAGAUAUGAUUGUCUGUUUCAUGAUUAUGUUCCUUAAUUUACGUUUGACUAUGAAGGUUUUACAGCUUGGAGGAGAGAAGAAGGUGUUCCUUUUUCCUUUUCUCGUAUUCUCGAGUUUCAUUUUUCCAUUAUUAUACGAAAAAUUCAUUUCCUCCCAAAAGGUAUAACGGAAGUGUGCAAAGGUUUUCUCUCAUUGGACGGAGAUUAGGCACUCGAGUGCAGAGGUAAGGAUUCUGAUAUUGUUGUUAGUAAACAAUAUAUGAUCCACGAUUGAACCUCUCCCAACAACUCGAGUUAUUGGGAUCAACUGGUUCUUGACAUGGUAUUAGAGCCUUCUGUGACCAUGAGGUCUUCUGUUCGAUUCCCGGUGACCCCAUAUGUUUCUGUUAAGCACAUGGUGUCCGGACCUGUGUCUGUCCAAACUCCAAGUCUAUCUGAAUGACUUGAGUUUGAAGAGGGGGGGGGGGGGGGGGGGGGGGAGGGUGUUAGUAAACGAUAUAUCCCAACAACUCGAGUUAUUGGGACCAACUGGUUGUUGACAUGGUAUCAGAGCCUUCUGUGACCAUGAGGUCUUCUGUUCGAUUCUCGCUGACCCCCAUAUGUUUCUGUUAAGCACACAGUGUCCGGACCUGUGUCUGUCCAAACUCCAAGUCUAUCUGAAUGGCUUGAGUUUGAAGGGGGGUGUUAGUAACUAAAGUAUUAAUAUGAUUCUUUUAAUUUAGGAUCUCAUAUAUAUUCUUGUUUUGCUCAUCUAAAAUCUUAAAUCAACUCAAAAUUCAUUAGAUAUAUAAGUGUUAAUAUUAUUAUAUUUUCCAUAAUUUCGAUCAACUCAAAGUUUGGCCUUUUUUUAGUAAGGGUGUCGAUUGAAUGCGUCGAACUUAUUACUGACCCAACAUCACACCAUCGCCAUUAGGUAGGGAUGGCAAUUUGAACCCGCCCCGUCGGGUAUUACCCGACCUGACCCGCGAUGAGGCGGGUAUUACCCGACCCGCAGUAGCGUGCGGCGGGGCAUGGGUAUCAACUUUCGACCCGCCCUGACCUGCCCCGCCCCCUUCAUGACCCGUUCUAGGUCAAUUUCUUACCCCAUCCAUUCAUAUAUCUCCUAUUUUGGCUUUUUUCAACUAGUUAAACUUGUUCAUUCAACUAAAUAGACUCGGUUACCCAUUAUAUGAUCACUAUUAUUUAUUCAUAAAGUCUUUUCCCUUUCGUUUUAUCAUUAAUUGUAAAAUUUAGUGUGUAUUUUUCUCAAAUAGCAUGUAAUAAGAGUGGGUCGACCCGCUCCGCCUCGUACCCGUGAGGAUAUUACCCGCCCUGACCCAUACUAGCGCAGAACAGGGCAUGAGUAUUAAGAUACCCGCCUGACCCAUUGCCAUCACUACCAUUAGGUAGGGUGCAAGCCAAGUUCCCACAGGGAAAAGAAAACGAUCUUGGUUUG
Messenger RNA from Linum trigynum, 2904 nucleotides. NCBI's taxonomy places the organism in Eukaryota, Viridiplantae, Streptophyta, Magnoliopsida, Malpighiales, Linaceae. The record is from the annotation of a GenBank genome assembly.